AUGGCUGCCAAUGAAGAAGGACCGGAACUCAUGAUCCAUGAAGACAAUCAGUCGUGUAUCAAGAUGACGAAGAACCCAGUCAACCACGGCCGUGCCAAGCACAUUGAUAUCAAGUACCAUCACAUCCGUGAUGAGGUCAAGCGCGGUGAAGUGAAGCUCGAGUAUUGCGAGACUUCCGUGAUGAUGGCGGACAUCAUGACGAAGGGACUUCAUGGACCACGCCACAAGGAGAUGACGACGGCUCUCGGGAUUCGUGAGCAUUCGGAUUGA
This is a messenger RNA of Peronospora matthiolae, 270 nucleotides long. The record is from the annotation of a GenBank genome assembly. Lineage: Eukaryota; Oomycota; Peronosporomycetes; Peronosporales; Peronosporaceae.